GUUUGCUUGCGUGACCAAAAGAAAGGACCCCCUUGCUGAGCCUUCUCCUUCCUUCUGUUCUCUUUCAGAUCUGAAACCCAAUCCAUGCUUUAGUCUCCAGAUAGUUUGGCAGUCAAAACCGCACAAAACAACUUCUGGGCUGUCUUGGUUUUUUUGUUUUCUGUUUGAAAACAGGAAAAAGAAACAAAGGGAAGUGAGAUGGGUUUGGUGGGUGUCCAAGAAAACGGUAAUGGGGAAAUGGGGUCGUCUGUUGUUUCAUUGGGGAGUAAGAAUAAAUACCGGAGGAUGGACUCUCAGCUCACUGAGGAUUGUGAUGAUGCUUCACUCCACCAUCAUCAAGAGGACAGGAGUAAGAGUAUCAGGAAAUUUGUUUUUGCCUCCGCCGUCUUUGCUUCUCUCAACUCUGUUCUUCUUGGCUAUGAUGUAGGGGUCAUGAGUGGAGCAAUUAUAUUUAUUCAAGAAGAUCUAAAGAUAACUGAGGUACAGGAAGAAAUACUUAUUGGGAUUUUGAGUGUUGUUUCACUUUUUGGAAGUUUAGCUGGUGGUAGAACAUCAGAUGCUAUUGGCAGAAAAUGGACAAUGGCCUUAGCUGCUGUUAUCUUUCAAAUAGGUGCUGCUGUAAUGACUCUUGCUCACUCAUUCGAAGUAUUAAUGUUUGGAAGACUCCUGGCUGGGGUUGGAAUUGGGUUCGGAGUCAUGAUUGCUCCUGUUUAUAUUGCUGAGAUAUCACCCACCAUUUCAAGAGGUUCACUAACCUCAUUCCCAGAGAUUUUUAUAAACAUCGGGAUUCUACUUGGUUACGUCUCAAACUAUGUGUUUUCUGGCCUUCCAGCACACAUAAAUUGGAGAAUAAUGCUUGGUGUGGGAAUUCUGCCAUCAGUCUUCAUUGGGUUUGCACUUUUCAUAAUUCCUGAGUCACCAAGGUGGUUGGUGAUGCAGAAUCGAAUUGAUGAAGCGAGAUCAGUGUUGCUGAAAACUAAUGAAAAUGAGGGAGAGGUGGAGGAGAGACUUGCAGAGAUACAAUUAGCUGCUGGAAUGACUAAUGGCGAGAAGUACGAAGAGAAAGCCGUGUGGCGCGAACUGUUGAGCCCGUCUCCGGCACUUGGCCGGAUGCUGGUCACUGGUUUCGGAAUCCAGUGUUUCCAACAGAUCACAGGAAUAGAUGCCACUGUGUAUUACAGUCCUGAAAUCUUCAAACAAGCUGGGGUUGAGGGGAACACAAAUCUCCUUGCAGCUACUGUUGCUGUGGGUGUCACAAAGACUGUUUUUAUAUUGGUUGCUAUUCUUCUUAUUGACAAACUGGGUAGGAAGCCUUUGCUCUAUGUGAGCACAAUUGGAAUGACUAUUUGUUUGUUCACUUUGGGACUCUCUCUCUCCUUACUGGGGCAAGGACAGGUUGGUGUUGCCUUGUCAAUUCUUUCCGUUUGUGGGAAUGUAGCUUUCUUUUCAGUUGGAAUUGGCCCUAUUUGCUGGGUUGUAACAUCUGAAAUCUUCCCUUUAAGAUUGCGUGCCCAAGCAGCUGCUCUUGGGGCAGUGGCUAAUAGGGUGUGCAGUGGCCUGGUUGCCAUGUCUUUCCUCUCUGUUUCCGACGCAAUUACAAUGGGCGGAAGCUUCUUCACCUUUUCUGCUUUUUCUGCUCUUUCUGUUCUCUUUAUCUAUAGACUUGUUCCAGAAACUAGAGGAAAAUCAUUGGAGCAGAUUGAGUUGCUAUUUCAGAGUGAACAUGAAUGGCAAGGGAGGGAGGUGGAGCUGGGAGACGUUGAGCAUCUUGUGCAGAAAGAAUGACUGGUUUGAGGAGGUUUACAAGAUGAGCCACUUCCAGGUCUGAUGACUAACUGGUUUGAAUGAGAAUGCUGAAUGGUUUCCAGGUGAUCAAUCUGUUCACAUAACUACUGUUGAAAAUAAUUGUUGGAAAUAGAAUGCGGGAUAUUCGGAAUCAGAAGAAAGUAGUGCAGAAAUGAGAAAACUGUGUGGGAAUAACUGAGAUCGAACAGUAAGGCGAGUUUUGAUUUAUCUUUUUGACAAAUAUUCUCCCACUUAUAUAAUAAGUUUUGUAAUGGGAACACAAUAAUUUCGUCCUCACGAAAUAGUAUUGCCCGAAUAUAGUGUGUACAUUGCAAAUUCUGAACAUUAUUUUGAGCAAGAAAUGUGUAACAGCAGAAGAGAGGAAGAAAAAAAGAAGAAAAAAGAGUAGUAGUUCGAAUUUCUGAAAUCAUUCUUGUAUAUAGAAUCAAAAUAUGACAGUUAGAAUUGCAAUUGUAUGGGUUUAAAAAAUUGUAUGCCAAGUGUGCCUAAAACACCAAUGCAACGCGUGCGGUGGUGAUAGUGAUACCACGAGCAUGUGUCUACCCAAAAAUCAAUUUAGAUUUAGUGAAAGACAAUCUCUUAUAAAGCACAACAAGUUCUUCUAACUUUUCAAUUUGGAACAAAGAGAAAUGCACUAACAGGGACGAAUCAAAAGGAGGGCUGGAGCUCCUGCCCAUAAGAGUUUUUGGCUCCGUCUCUGUACACAAACGGAUGAAUAGUUGAAAAUUUAAGAAAAUGAAGGAAAUGUUUAGCAAAAGCUUAUUUUAUUGAAAUAAUCAAAUAGCUUUACUGGGUUAAUUCUUGCAGAAUGUGGGUUUUCAAAGAGAACCUUUGCUGGCAUGAAGUAGUCUGUGUGUCAAGAAAGAUUCAGUACUCUUCCUUCAGUUAGCACCCGGAGGGUGCACAUACGAUCUUAUUUGAUAUAUUCUUGUUGGUCUAGUGAAGAGCAGACCGGAACUUACCUGAGUUGUACAUGUACUCUUAUUCAAUUGGUUUACUUUACUGCUGUCAUUUUGUAAAUUACUAAAUCUCCAGUUUGCAGU
Alnus glutinosa is the source of this 2849-nucleotide messenger RNA. RefSeq names its product probable polyol transporter 4. The record is from RefSeq and is a predicted model, not a curated record. Gene Ontology annotation, cellular component: membrane. The coding region runs from base 199 to 1785 and encodes 528 amino acids. NCBI's taxonomy places the organism in Eukaryota, Viridiplantae, Streptophyta, Magnoliopsida, Fagales, Betulaceae. The transcript is spliced from 2 exons. Gene Ontology annotation, molecular function: carbohydrate transmembrane transporter activity. Gene Ontology annotation, biological process: transmembrane transport.